AUGAUGCUAUGCGAUUCCCAUGAGGCACCGCCACUUGUGGAAGUUCGCGGGGACAAGUCGGCCAAAGACACCGAAGCUUCGGCAAAGAUCGAGAGGCUGUCUGGGAUCGAUGAGGGCUGGCCGCGAGAUCUCACCUCCUGCAAGUCCGUGAACGCUGCCCUCCUCUGGCGCGAAGGAGAGGAUGAACUGAUGGAACCCUGGGACAUAAAACAGGUCAUGGGUUUUGACCCCAACAACAUGGAGAAGCACAAGAUGACAACAGAUCAGGUCGGACAGGGCGAGGCCAUUUCCACCAAUGCACGCGCGCGAGCCCGGGCCAGCAUGAGCAGAUGCCAGCGGUUCAUUGUGUCGCCGGGCUUUGAUCAGCUGUCGGGAUUCAUCAUCCUACUCCACUGCUUCAGUGUCGGCAUGGAGGCAGAUCAGCGGGCACGCGAUCCCGUCAACGCUUGCGGCGGCUGGUGGGUGACAAUGCAGUUCGUUUGCAACGUUCUCUUCGUCUUGGAGCUCUUGGUGCGAUUGCAAGCCUUUGGGGUGAAGACCUUCUUCUGCGGCCACGACAGGUAUUGGAACUGGUUCGACCUUCUGGUGAUCCUCAGCGGGAUUGGUGAGGAGAUCCUUUCUGGCGUGAUUCUCUUCAAUUCGUGCGAGCGUCCGCCUGAGACCGGUGAUUUGAUGACAGCCUUCACCAUUCUACGAAUCAUGCGUCUCCUCCGGAUCACGCGGCUGAUCCGCGCCGUGCGCUUCAUGCCGAUCUUUCGUGAGCUGCGGGUCAUGGUGCGAUCCAUCCUGAACUGUCUCAUGCCGCUGACGUGGUGUCUUGUGCUCCUUGGAUUCUUCCAGUGGUGCUUCGCCGUCUACUUCAUCACAGUCACCUCCGACCACGUGCAGGCCAUGCACAUGGCACCGGAGAGAUAUAGCCACAUCGAUGCACAUCGGCUUCAAGAACUGCAAGACCAGAUCAAGGCAAUGUUCGGCUCCCUUUGGAGGACGAACUACGUUCUUUUCAUGUCCGUCAGCGGGGGCCUGGAUUGGGGCUAUGCCAGCGACGUCUUCAUCACCCUCGAGAGCUACUACGCAGCGGCGGGAUACCUUUUCUUCAUUGCACUUGUGGCGCUGGCCGUGCUCAACGUCGUCACUGCCGUUUUCGUGGAAUACGCCAUGAAGAUGGCGGCAGACGACCGGGACUUGGUUAUCCAAGAUACACUGGCGAGGCGCAACAAAUACAUGAAGGACGCCAUGUUGGUCUUCAAGGAGGCUGACGCCGAUGGCUCUGGCUCCAUCACCUUCAAGGAGUUCCUGGACCACGUGGAGGAUGAGCGAGUCCAAGCCUUCUUAAAUAGCAUGGAGCUCGAUGGCAUCGAGGCAAUUCGUCUGUUCAAGCUCCUCGACCUCGAUGGGAGCGGCUCCGUCGAACCAGACGAGUUCGUGCACGGGUGCAUGUGCCUCAAGGGCAUGGCGAAGACCAUCGAUCUCGCAAUUUUGCUGCGGGAGCAGAAGAAGGCCAUGCAAAGAUGGAGCAGCUUCAUGAGUUACGUGGACAUAUGUCUCACCCGUUUGAUGACAGAAGAGCACUGCGAAUUGCCGGACAUGAUGGCCGUUCAGUCGAGUCGGUCGCGAAUUAGCACCACGUCUUCGGGGAUUAACCGCAAAGCGGGUACAUUCUAG
Molecule: messenger RNA, 1665 nt
Organism: Symbiodinium natans
Lineage: Eukaryota; Dinophyceae; Suessiales; Symbiodiniaceae
Source: the annotation of a GenBank genome assembly